AUGGAAAUCAAUGGAAAUCCUCAGAUAUUACCCAAUAUUUCCCUGGGCUUCCACAUCUAUAACAGUCAAUUUGGUGCCAGUUGGACUUACCUCACCUCACUGGAGCUUCUCUCCACAUGCAGCAACUUCUUCCCUAACUACAAGUAUGAUAGUAAAGAUAAGACUAUCACAGUCAUUGGGGGACCAAACUCAAAUGUGAACUUCUUUAUGGCAACCAUUCUUAGCUUCUACAAGGUACCACAGUUUGGAUAUGGUUCUUCUCCUUUGAUUAAUGACCCAGCCCAGCAAGCUUUCUUUCAAUGGAUGUUUCCUAGUAGAAACCAACAGUAUGUUGGGAUACUUCAGCUGCUUUUGCUUUUCAGAUGGACCUGGAUUGGUCUCAUUUUUAUGGAAGAUGACAAUAGCCUCUGGUUUGUACAGAAUGAACUUCCCAAGUUUUCCCAGGGAGGUAUCUGCUUUGAUUUUAUUGAACGGUUUCCACCAUUAUAUUUGAAAACUGGCAUCCAUGAAAUGGUAGAAUCAUGGGUGCUUGUAUACCGAUUGAUAAUUAAUAGCAUGGCCAGUGUUGUGUUCAUACAUGGCGAAUUUCACAUCGUAAUCUUUCUGAGAAUGUUUCCCAGAAUUUCAGAAAUUGAAAACAUAUCAAUGAAGAGAGGCAAAGUCUGGAUGAUGACUGCACAGAUGGAGUUCACUUCUGUUUCCUUUCAACGAUCUUGGGAUCUAGAUAUCCUUCACGGAACUCUAGCCUUUGCAACUCAGUCAAAUGAGCUGGUAGAUUUCCAAAAUUUUCUUUGGAUGAGAAACCCUAAUGUUGACACCACAGAUGGUUUUAUUAAAGACUUUUGGAAACAGGCAUUUGAUUGUUCCUUGCCAACUUCCUUGGAAGAGAAGAAUGCUUGGAAUCGCUGCAGUGGGGAGGAAAAGCUAGAGGGUCUUCCUAGAUCUGUCUUUGACAUGAGCAUAACUCCCCAUAGCUACAGUGUCUACAAUCCAGUUUAUGCUGUGGCCUAUGCUUUGCAGUCCAUGACUUCAUUAAAGUUCAAACACAGACCUAUGUCAGAGGAAAGACAAAAGAAUCCAAUGCUGUGGCAGGCUCAGCCUCUGUCUCUGUGCAAUGAACCCUGCUAUAAAGGUCACGGCAAGACCAAGAAGGAAGGGAAGCCAUUUUGUUGUUAUGAUUGCCUUCCAUGCCCAAGAGGAAAAGUUUCAAACCAGAUGGACAUGGAUUCUUGUUACCAGUGUCCAGAGGAUCACUAUCCCAGCAAAGCUCAGGAUCAGUGCAUUCCAAAAGAGAUCAGCUUCCUAGGUUUCCAAGAGUUUUUGGGGUUCACUUUGGUCAUUUUUGCUCUUUUAUUUUCCUCUAUCACGGCUCUGGUCUUGAUGAUCUUCGUUCAGCACAAGGACACACCCAUAGUCAAGGCCAACAAUCGAAGCCUCAGUUACAUCCUCCUGAUCUCUCUUCUGCUUUCCUUUCUCUCUACUUUGCUCUUCAUUGGUCAGCCUCAGAUGGCAACUUGUCUCCUUCGCCAAACUGCUUUUGGCAUCAUCUUUUCUGUGGCAGUUUCUUGCGUGGUGGCUAAAACGCUCACUGUGGUCUUAGCUUUUAUGGCCACCAGGCCAGGCUCUCAGAUGAGGUCAUGGGUGGGAAAAAGACUGGCACUUUUUAUAGUGCUUUCCUGCUCUUUCAUUCAAACCACUCUCUGUAGUGUAUGGCUGGUGAUCUCUGCUCCCUUCCCAGAUCUUGACAUGCACUCUCUGCCUACAGAAAUGGUCCUAGAGUGUAAUGAAGGCUCUGCUGCCAUGUUUUAUUGCAUCCUGGGUUUUAUUGGCCUUUUGGCCAUGAUCAGCUUUACAGUGGCUUUUCUUGGAAGGAAUCUUCCAGACAGUUUUAAUGAAGCUAAAUUUAUCAUUCUCAGCAUGCUUCUUUUUUGCAGUGUCUGGAUCUCUUUUGUUCCAGCCUACCAGAGCACCAAAGGGAAAUAUAUGGUAGCUGUGGAGAUCUUCUCUAUCUUAGCCUCUAGUGCUGGAUUAUUGGUCCUCAUUUUCUCCCCCAAAGUUUACAUCAUCUUGAUAAGACCUGAGCUGAAUAAUAGGCAACAGAUUAUGCAAAAAAUCCUCAUAAAGUAA
Molecule: messenger RNA, 2127 nt
Organism: Crotalus tigris (Tiger rattlesnake)
Lineage: Eukaryota; Metazoa; Chordata; Lepidosauria; Squamata; Viperidae
Product: vomeronasal type-2 receptor 26-like
Exons: 4
Coding region: 1-2127 (708 amino acids)
Biological process (GO): G protein-coupled receptor signaling pathway
Cellular component (GO): membrane
Molecular function (GO): G protein-coupled receptor activity
Source: RefSeq, a predicted model, not a curated record